AAAAUUGUUUGACAUUCAAAAAUUAACAUUGUGUGCUUUCCUGGACUCAGAUACGUUCUUUGCGCCGUGGAUUUGAGAUUUUUUGUUGGACAUUUAAUAAUUGGUGCUUUCGAGCUUCUCCGGGCUUGGAUAAACUUUAGUUUGCUAUGGUUUAGAUUAUUAUGAUUUUUGCGUGAAUGAAUUUCCGACUUUGCAAUAUGAAUUUAAUUACGUUGGUUGGAAUACAAACUGAAUACGGAAUCAUUUACCAAAAUGAGCAUUGUUGACUAAGGCACUAUAUUAAUGUUUAAUCCAUUUGAAAAGUAUAUAUACUGAGAGAUUCGAAUAUGUUUGGAAAAAUUGUGCAGUUGGCCCAUCUUGCACAUAUGUCAGAUGACUCAACGGACGGGAAACGUGUGUCCAAGUCAAAGUUCAAACUACAAAACGCUAUCAUGAAAGCUGCGUCUAUAGCCCAGAGUGCCACAGAUAAAAGACCAAAACUUGUGAUCUGGCCAGAGUGGAACGAUGCCGAUGUUAAUGCAGAAAAAUGGGGAGUCAGUCAACAGGACAUGGCCCAUAAAGGCAAAGAAAAAGACAAAGGAAAAUCUCCGGUCGUCUCACAUUCGUUUGACGAUCCGGAAGGGAAGAUUGAAAUGCCACCAGGAAUGAGAGUGGACCACUGGAAAAGACCACAAGAUUACAUCACAGAAAAGACACCAGUUAUAAUUGAUCCAGAUGGAAUGACAUCAUAUGAUCUGAUCACAAACAAUGAACAUCUACAUGAAAGUGAGCUGAUGCGCUAUAUUAUCAGUCAGAUCAUGGCAUUGUGGGAAAUCUGUGCCGUGAAGAAUCCACCUCAGGAUCAGAUGCCGGCAGAUCCUGGAGUUCCGUAUGAGGAGGUGUCACAUACCUGGAAGCCAUGGGAACAUAUCUACACAAUGAACAAGGUCCAGAAGGGGCCUCACAUUCCACCUUACAACCCAUAUGGAAAAUAUGCUGUCAGAUUAUACUGGAUGGGCUGUUGGAGAAAGGUGAUUGUGGAUGACACAUUACCAUUUGAUGAGAAUGAUCGUCUAAUGCUGCCAUGUACCACGAUGCAACAUGAGGUCUGGCCAAUGUUGCUUACUAAAGCACUCAUCAAAGUGGCUUCUCUUGAUUACACUGGUGGUAACCCUAACUGUGAGUUUGGGGAUGUGAGCAUCGUUAGCUGCCUGACUGGCUGGUUACCUGAAGCAAUACCGCUACAGGGUUUUCUCCUUGAAGAUCAGGGUACUAACCAAUCAAAAUCACAGCUGAAGAAGCCCAACUCUGGGCGGGCCUCCCCGUUGGUCUCUGCAGGCCAAGUUCUUGAUAAGUUCAUCUCAAUGAGCAAUCAGCCAAGUCGUGAGAACUCGGCCAUGAAACCACAUAAAAAGAUUGGAGUUAAUGACGACGUCAGGUAUGGUCAUAUCAGUGAGGUAUGGGAGUUGUUGAAAGGAGUAUUGCCAGAGUUUAGACUACCCCUGCAGGAAUGGCAGAAAGCGUUGAUGGAAGAAGAGAAAGCCAAAAAAGAUGAAACGGCAUCAGUGGAUGGAACAAAGGAAGAGAAAUCCGAUAAAGAUUCUGCAAGUAAGGAUGGAAAGGUAGAUAAACCAGAUGGAAAGCCAGCUGGAAAAGAUGGUGGAAAGGAAAAGGGGGCCAAAGAUGCAAAGGAAAAAGAAAAGGGAAAAGAUGGUAAAGAUAAGAAGGGAGAUAAGGACAAGGACAAAAAAGGAGAAAACAUAGAAUUUGGCUCUAAGCGAGGACAGAGCCGUCUCGGCUCUAGUCGUAAAACCAUGAGCAGUCGACUUGAUGUCGAUUUUGAAGAGAAGACCCUGGAUGAGACACCAAUUCCAGAAAAUCCCGAGGUUGUGAUUUUUGCAUCGUAUAGAACUACUCCCAAGUACCCUGUGAAAGUAUCUGUUCUAGGAGAAAAUGCUGAUGCUAGUGAACGUUUACGUCAGAAUGGUCUUUCACACAUGUACCCCCAUCCAGUGCUCAUCACGCAAACACGCUCCUGCCCGCUGGAACCCCCACCCCCACCAGAGAAGAUUCCUGCUUGGAAAUUGAUAAGACCCCGUAAAAAGAAGACAACACCCUCGGACGAACCUGUUUCUGAGCCGGAGCCUCCAAAACCUAUACAGUGUCUAGAGAUUACCUCCCCUUUUGUCAACUAUAAAGUUAGUCCUGUGCCUAUACCUACAGAUACGCAUAGACCCAAGUCAGCGCUUGAACGUGGUGGUACAAGGUCUCGGCCAGGAACCGGCAAUGUAACAUCUAUUGAAGAAACAGAUGAGAAUGCACCAGAACCGGAACCAGCACCUCCUAAAGAAGAGCAUGUAGAGGAGCUACCUCCAGUAGAAGUUGUCGAGGAGAAACCACUCACACCCUCCAAGGGAGGUAAAGGAGGACGUAAAUCUGCCGGCAAGAAGGAGGCUGAGGCAUCACCGAAAACUGAUCGUAAAUCCAGCAAUAAAGUUGGGUCAGCAAAAGAGAAGGAACGUAGCAAGUCCAUAUCUAAACCAGGGUCGCGUGAAGGUAAACGUGAGGAUGCAGGGACACCUAAACCAGAGAAAUCACAAGCUGAACCUAAACCACCUGUACCAUCAGCACAACCUAAGUUAGAGUCUCCUGCAUUGGGAGAUCAGGCUGGUGGUCUGGCGGUGCCACCAGAGAAUGGGGAGGGAGAGGGUUCAGUCCACGAGGAGGAGACCCAAGAGAAAGAACAAGAGCCCGAAGAAAUCCUAAAGCCCAAGAAGAAGUGGAUGGAUUUUGAUCAGUUCUGUAGAUGUUUCAAGACACUGUAUAUUUACCACAAGCCAAACACCUAUCCGUGUUCUGUCAAACACUCUGAUCUCAAGAAAUUGGAGUUUAAAUAUCAUCCUCACCAGAGCGUAGCACCACAGCCCCCAGCACCUACAAAGGGAGACAAGAAGUCAGCCCCCAACACGACCGGGGUAAACACCUCCCCCUCUAAGACUGCCCAGACCCCGUCGCACAUGUACUCGAGUGCGACGGCCUCCCCCACCACUAACCCCCUCCUACAUAACCAUCCUGGUGCAGCACAGGGAGGCUAUGAUGACAAGGCACCAUACUAUCUAUUUGUUGACAGUCUUCAACCAACUGAGAUUGUUGUAUCAUUUUCCUCACUGUCGCGCUGGCCCGAGCCCCCACCCCCUCCGGUAGAGGAGAAGAAGUCUCAUACAAGUAUUAAAGGGGCGAAGGAUAGAGUUGAUGACAAGGAGGCUACCAAUGUAACAAGCAGUAGUGUCCUCGAGGGUUCAAUAGCUAGUGAGAAGGCAGUCCCUCCAACUGUUACCCCUGGUACACUUGUAGCUGAACCAUAUUCCUGGAAGAGUCUGGUAACUGGUCAACCGAUACUCCGGCUAAGAACAUCAGCAAUCAGAGCUGCUGUGCUGUGUUUACCAGCUGGACGCCAUGUUUUGAAGUUUAUGAUGUCAGGUCCACUAGGGUAUCAUGUCCAUUUGUGCUCAUCUACACAGUUUGUGUUUGGCGAUGAAGAAACAGUUAUGGCACAGCUUACAAAGGAAAGCUGUAUAUUUGUGGACAAUGCUAGCCAGGUGAUCAACUGUAUUGGGAAAUGUAUCAAUGUGUUUGGAGACCAAGAAGAGUUUGUAAAGGCAUGGAGGGAACUGACACAAGCGCACUGCCCAUACCAAAAUGAAAAACAAAUGUCAAAACAACAUCACUUCAAGAUAUUCAGCGAAGCGUUAUACACAACACUAAGAAAAGUACUGCGAGAUGUGGCGAGCCCCGAGAUUGCAUUUGCGUGGCGGGCAUUCAUGUUUGAUGCAACUUCAAAAAAUAUUUUGAGUAUCCCUGCAGGUAGCAGACCAGCUACUGGACAUACGAGCCACCGUGGCUCAGCCAAGCCAGCGGCCACAAAGGGGGCCAAGCAGACUGUCGCCCAAACAGAGGAGCAGCCAGAAAAAACUAGUUCUUCAUGGGAGAAUAGACAAGCGACUACAGAGGAGCAGGUUGCUACGGUAAAGCUGCAGAAACAAUGGAAAGGAUAUUGGGUCAGGAAAAUAAGGGCUGCUAGAACUCCUGGUUCAGAUGAAAAUCAAAAGGUAUUACAGAACCUACAGAAAUGUUGGGCCAUCAUAGAACAAAACUUGGAUCCAAGCAACCCUGACCAUCCGGGACUAUUCCUGUUUAGGCAAAUGUUUAAAUUGGAUCCAGACCUGAUGGUAAAGUAUCCAUUCUACAAGGACGAGUGGAACAAGAUAUCAUACAACGAUUACAAGGGACAGUACCCUGACCAACCUCCAAACAACUGGUUUGUUGUCUUUAGAGAGGUUUUCCAUGUGAUGGAGGAGAUGUUAGCGGUGCCCAAGUUAUAUGUGCCAAUUAGCACAUGCAUGCUGCGAGUGAUAAACAAUGAUACAGGAGAGGAAAUACCCAGGGUCUUUCAGAAAGUUGCACCUUAUGUGUACAAGAAAAACAGAAAAGGUUACACAUUUGUUGCUGAAGCACGAACAACAGAUCAGCCCUUACAGACUGGUACCUGGCGUAUGAGAAUGAUUGGUUCCCUGUCACCACUUCCGGCACCACUACGAGGGGAAGUAAACAGCAGCUUUGCUGUGAAGGAAAUCAAGGAUUACUAUCUGCCAAACAGCAAAAAUGUCAUCUUUAGGUAUGCAGUUAAGGUGACGGAGGACCACCUCACCAGUAUACAGAUGAACACGUCAAAGUCUGAUGUGCACAUUAAACUUGUCGUGCUGAAUAAUGAGGAAGAAGUGGCCAGCACCCUCGGAAAAGGUCACGCUGUGAUCCCUGCCUUCACAUUUCUCAAGGACAUUAACCCGGAUGAGGAACCUAAGAGGUCAACUUCCAGGACAUUACAUGGUUCCGAUCAUUCAAACAAGGGUGAAAGUAAAACCAAAAAGGGUGGGAAGAGAGGAGGUUCAGGCAAGAGCAAUGAUGGGAGAGGAUCGUCAAAUCCAACUGGCACCGCUAGAAAAAGAAAGACACCACCCGCCAGUGGUAGAAGCCCAAGGAGAAGCAGUCAGGUUGAUCACCAUUCAGAUGGCGGACUGAGUGAUGGGGACUUGGAAGAGAGAGACCUCAGGCCUCACAAGUAUAUUAUAGAAGCUCAGGUCUUGAAGGAUAGUUGGCCAUUGUCUGAAGCCAGUUGGGCAUUUGUACAGAUGCUGAAAGAAAUGGAGAAAAAUGAACUCAAAGUGGCAUUCAAAGAGAAAACUGCCGAGGAGCCAGCAAAGACUGAGAAAGCUCCCGCUGCUGCUGAUAAAGGUGCCAAGGGAGGUAAGGGUGGAAAAGGCGGGAAAGACAAGGGCAAGGACAAGGAUGGCAAGGGGUCACGACCUCCAUCACAGCAGUUUGACCUUGGAAAACCUCAUUGGUCUCUCAGAGUUGUCAGCGAUGCUAAUGCUGUGGAGGAAAUUGAGAUUAAGAAAGAUACAGAGAGAGCUGAUGAGAUUCGAGCCCUGAAGAAAGCUUGGGAAGAUGCUGAACCUGGUAGAGCUGCUAAGGCGAUGCAGUCACGGUUGAAGUACCUAUCUACACACACGAUCAAGUUGAAGGAUGAUGAAGAAGAGACAGAGAAGGUUGAGGGUGAGGGAGCUGACCAGCCUGGAUAUGUACCUCCUCAGACCCCAGGGUCCCUUCUUGGUGAUGAUGAUGGAAAUCUUACACUUGAGCCACCUCCACCCCCUACACCUAAAGAAAUGUUACAACCAGUAGAUAUAACUCCAUUCCUAAGACAUACGACAGACACUCCACGAUACCUGGAUGAGGAGGAAAUGCAGCGUAGGUUCCAGGAGCAGCAGAAACAGAUCACAGAGUACAAGGCAUUCCGACAACAGGUGGAGGAUUGGAGAAAGAAAGAUAAAGAAUUACGCAAUAUGACCAAGGAAAAACAAUUACAGGAAUGUGAAGAAUUACAGGCCAUGCUUGAUGCAGCUAGGGAAUCUAUAAACAAACCUAGAGAAGCAUUUAGACAGACGUAUCUUGAAGCUGAACGUAAGAAACUUGAAGAACUUGAAGCAAAAGAGGCGGCACAGAAGGCCGAUGCAGAGGCCAAAUCCCCAAAGGGCAAGAAAGGCAGUGCUAAGGGCAAAAAGAGUCCCUCAGCUAAAAAGAAGAAAUAACCAAUAAACUUUUAGUUUACUUUUUAAUUAAAUUUGAUUCUAAUCUGUGAUAAAGUAUUAGAGUAAUAAGUGGAUUAUUUUAAAGCGAGUUGUGUAAAUAAUAAAUAUAUAUUUAUUGUUGAAAUUAUUUUUUAUUGUGUUGUUAGUGUUUAUUGAAAUAUGCAUGGUAACUGUGUUUUGGAAUAAUCAGUACUAUAUGCGAAUGUAAGCAUGUUUUAGGAAAUUUCUGCAGGAGGAUAUGAAUAUAAGUGUAUAUUUAUACUGUGAUGCUGAAAUCUGUGAUAACAAAAUAUAUAUGUGUGACAUGAUGGGACAUUAAAAAAAAUCACUGUUUAUUAUCCCCCGACGAAAGUCGGAGGGAUAUAGUUUUGGCGUUGUCCGUCCGUCCGUCCGUCCGUCCUUCCGUCCGUCUUUCCGUCCGUCCGUCCGUCCUUCCGUCUUUCCGUCCGUCCGUCCGUCCGGAGCCAUAUCUAGGAAAUGGUUGGGAAUAUUUAUUCAAAACUUCAUAUACAUGUUCACCACAAUGAGUUCUUGCGGCCCGUCAAGUUUCAGUCAGAUUGCCCAAGUAACACCAGAGUUAUGGCCCUUAGAAGUUUCUAGUGUUAACUAUAUAGGGUACUAUAAAUAUGGCAAUUUCUGCAUCAUAACUUUUGAUAUAUUUGACCUAGAACUAUGAAACUUAAACAGAAUUUAGAUCACCAUAAUGUGGUUGUGUACACACAAUUUCAUUUGGAUUUAUUUGUAAAUUAAGAGUUAUUGCCCUUUAAUUGUAUAAAAAUCCACAUAUUUGUACAUAACAAACUUACCAUUUGGUAGAAUUUCAUUAAAUUUCUUUCAUUCUUUUCCAUGAACAUUUAUUGUAAACAUGUGAAGUUGUGUACCCA
This is a messenger RNA of Mercenaria mercenaria, 7012 nucleotides long. Its product is annotated as androglobin-like. Lineage: Eukaryota; Metazoa; Mollusca; Bivalvia; Venerida; Veneridae. The record is from RefSeq and is a predicted model, not a curated record. Gene Ontology annotation, molecular function: oxygen binding; calcium-dependent cysteine-type endopeptidase activity; heme binding. Gene Ontology annotation, biological process: proteolysis. The transcript is spliced from 49 exons. Bases 327 to 6128 code for a protein of 1933 amino acids.